This is a messenger RNA of Elephantulus edwardii (Cape elephant shrew), 819 nucleotides long. RefSeq names its product probable UDP-sugar transporter protein SLC35A4-like. Bases 1 to 819 code for a protein of 272 amino acids. Lineage: Eukaryota; Metazoa; Chordata; Mammalia; Macroscelidea; Macroscelididae. Gene Ontology annotation, cellular component: Golgi membrane. The record is from RefSeq and is a predicted model, not a curated record. Gene Ontology annotation, molecular function: pyrimidine nucleotide-sugar transmembrane transporter activity. The transcript has 3 exons. Gene Ontology annotation, biological process: pyrimidine nucleotide-sugar transmembrane transport.
AUGGCUCCAAAUGCUCUUGAGAUGGUAAUGACCUCUGAGGAGGAGGCGGAGAUUGCUACUGGCUAUGUGAGAAGCUAUGAUGUUCCUGUGUUCAAAGAACAGGGCCCGCUUUGCUGCCAGAGGUGUGACUCGCCAGCCUUUUCUGGCCAGGCCUUCCAAGAUCUGGGCCAUGUGGCAGCAGAGCCCAGGCUGGCUGCGGUGACGGCUUACACCUGGGCCAGCUGGUGGCUGCAGAUGCUGCUUUGUUGGUCCCCAGCCCAGCUCAGGCCCUUUGGACUAGCAGUGCUGCUGCUAAUGGCAGCAGGGGCCUGCUACGCAGCUGGUGGCCUCCAAGACCCCCGGAUCACCUAUCCUGGGCCCCCUGCAGUAGCUGCUGCUGCCCCUAUGCCCCUGCACAUCACCCCACUGGGACUGUUGCUCCUCAUCCUUUAUUGCCUCAUCUCAGGCUUGUCAUCUGUGUACACAGAGAUGCUCAUGAAACGCCAACGGCUACCACUGGCACUUCAGAACCUCUUCCUCUAUACUUUCAGUGUGCUCCUGAAUCUAGGUCUGCAUGCAGGCAGUGGACCUGGCCCUGGCCUCCUGGAGGGUUUCUCAGGCUGGGCAGCACUCAUGGUGCUGAGCCAAGCACUCAAUGGACUGCUCAUGUCAGCUGUCAUGAAGCAUGGCAGCAGCAUCACGCGCCUCUUUGUUGUGUCCUGCUCACUGGUGGUCAACGCUGUGCUCUCAGCAGCCCUGCUGCAACUGCAGCUCACAGCCGCCUUCUUCCUGGCCACACUGCUCAUUGGCCUGGCUGUGCGUCUCUACUAUGGCCGUUAG